Messenger RNA from Nematolebias whitei (Rio pearlfish), 878 nucleotides. RefSeq names its product homeobox B9a (gene hoxb9a). The coding region runs from base 1 to 825 and encodes 274 amino acids. Lineage: Eukaryota; Metazoa; Chordata; Actinopteri; Cyprinodontiformes; Rivulidae. Gene Ontology annotation, molecular function: RNA polymerase II cis-regulatory region sequence-specific DNA binding; DNA-binding transcription factor activity, RNA polymerase II-specific. The transcript has 2 exons. Gene Ontology annotation, biological process: embryonic skeletal system morphogenesis; regulation of transcription by RNA polymerase II; anterior/posterior pattern specification. The record is from RefSeq and is a predicted model, not a curated record. Gene Ontology annotation, cellular component: nucleus.
AUGUCCAUUUCUGGGACUUUGAGCAACUAUUACGUGGACUCCAUCAUAAGUCCCGAGGGCGAUGAACUCUCGGGACCAGCCCGUUUUCCCGGUGUGCAGUACUCCGGGUCCAGCUCGGCUGUGAGCGCGAGCGGCAGGCAGCCGGUCGGGGCUGCGCAUGUGGACCCAUCCGAACCGUACCCGUCCUGCAGCUUUCAGCCCAAACCUCCGGUCUUCUCGUCCUCCUGGGGCUCGUUCGGCCCGCAUCACAGUGUGGGUGGCCUCUCCGCGGUUUACCAUCCGUACCUUCCAGCACAGCACGUGCCCGCGGCAGAGACGCGCUACCUUCGCUCCUGGUUGGAGUGCGCGCCGCGUGACUCGGACCCGGGCCCAAGCCAAGCAAACCAGGUCAAACUAGAGCCCCAGCUCGGCCAUAAAGGUGGAGAGAUCCCGCUCAAACCCAGCGGGCAGCACCAGCACGAGACCACAACGUACAUCUUUGAGUCAGCGCGCGAGCUGAGUCACCAUCCCGCAGCCGGCGCGGGCCCGGGGUUCGAAGACAAGGACGUCUGCGACGGAAGUAAAGACAAAGACAGCGUGGAUCAAAAUGACCCAUCAGCCAACUGGCUGCAUGCACGCUCCUCUAGGAAGAAACGUUGCCCAUACACAAAAUACCAGACCUUGGAGCUGGAGAAGGAGUUCUUGUUCAACAUGUACCUCACGAGGGACCGCAGGCACGAGGUGGCACGUGCACUUAGCCUGACCGAGCGGCAGGUUAAAAUUUGGUUUCAAAACCGGAGAAUGAAAAUGAAGAAACAAAGCAAGGACCAACCCAACAAGGAGUAGAGGAACUUACAGUCACACACAUACUCACACACUAACACACACACACACACACA